Messenger RNA from Quercus robur (English oak), 2343 nucleotides. RefSeq lists its product as uncharacterized. The transcript is spliced from 2 exons. The coding region runs from base 374 to 2134 and encodes 586 amino acids. Lineage: Eukaryota; Viridiplantae; Streptophyta; Magnoliopsida; Fagales; Fagaceae. The record is from RefSeq and is a predicted model, not a curated record.
UCUGAUAAUUGCUGAAAUGCCCGAGUCAGGUAGAGUACAUGAGCAUGUAGCAUCGGAACACCACCGAAGAUUGUUGCUUUGCUAGUUUGCUUUCCAUGCAAGAUAUAUCCUUCUAAAUAUAGAGAGAACAAAAAUUUAGAGAGGAAAAGAGAUCCUCUGUACUCUCUCUUUUAUACUUUUCUUUGUCCAAAUUCGCACCCAUUACUGCCAAACAACCAAGGAUCCCUUUUCAUUUCGACACUUUGUCUACAUAUUUCUUGCUCCCAAGAGAGAGAGACUUCAAAAGGCAAGAUUUUUGAUUUUUCAGGAGGCUCAGAUCUUGUUUUCUUCCCCAUAAGGACCUUGAAGUUACAUUGGCUUGGUUGAUAAUAUCAUGGGCCAAGACCAAGAACAGAGGCAUGUGUGCAAGCUCUGCAACAAGAGUUUUAUGAAUGGAAGAGUCUUGGGAGGUCACAUGAGGUGUCAUAGCCAUAAGAACCACAAUCCAACCAAAGGACAGAAAAAGGUGAGCAAGAGCAACAUGGAUAUUGAAAAUGGUAUUGGUAGGCAUACCAGGUAUGGCCUAAGAGAAAAACCCAAGAUGUCUUUGAAGUUUUCAGGCUCUAACCAUAAUACUUCAGGGCAAGAAAUUGUCUGUAAAGUGUGUGGCAAAGGGUUUGAGUCUUUAAGAGCUCUGUUUGGUCAUAUGAGGCAUCACUCUGGGAGAGAGAGAAGUGGAAUUUACUGUGAAGAAUGUGGCAAAGGGUUUGGGUCAUUGAAAGCUCUCACUACCCACAGGCACAGGAAAAGUCACUCUGAAAGAGUUAUGGUCUGUGAUGAAUCAUGGACUAGUUCAAGCCGUAAGACAGAAAUGGAGAAUCAAUCAAACAGUGAGAUCCAGGGGUUGGUGCGGAGAAAGAGAUCAAACAGAAUGAGGUACAAGACUACUCCUAAUUCUUUUGUUUCUAGUUUGAAUGAAUCCGUAUCCUGUACUGAUAUUGAGCAAGAAGUAGAAGAGGUAGCUAUCUGCUUGAUGAUGCUGUCAAGGGGUAUAGGCAAUUGGGGUGGAUUUAAUUUGGUCACUGAGUUCUCGGAUAAUGAUUCUGUCACUUACGAGGCUAAAUCAUUGGAACAAAAUAAGCGAAUUGUCAGUGAUGAUGGGGGUGGAAUUUUUGCUUGUGAAUUCAAUGAGUCUUUAAAGAUGAAGAAACCAAGGGUGGAGGAGUUUGGUUCUUAUGUUUCAGAUUCUAAGAUCGUCUCCACUGAAAAUGAUUUUGUGUUUGGAAGUGAUGAUGAAAAGAUUGAACUGGAAGUUCCACUUGAAAAGUUUUAUAGGGAUGGUGAAUGUAAAAUGCCUAAAAUGGAGGAUGUGUUUGGAUUAGCAUCAUACAAUGAUAAGACGGAGAAGGAUAUCCGUAAUGAGAUGAAAAACAAGCCCACUGAAGUAGAAUUAGAAGAGGAUUUUACAGAAGACUAUGGUUUGGAUUCAGCCAAUUCAGGAUCCAUGAAUUUUGGUUUGAACAAGAAAGCCAAGCUUGCUGCUUGUGGUUCUCACCUGAGGGGAAAGUCUUGCAAGAAGAUAAGUACUUCUGAUGAUUCUGCAAUCCUAAGUAAAUCAAAUCAUUCUUGGGAGAAUAGUGAAUACAAGUGCAAGACCUGCAACAAGAAUUUCCACUCAUACCAGGCACUUGGAGGCCACCAGUCAAUACACAGAACUGAAAAUUGCCCUGUAUUGGAAAUUUGGAACUGCAAAACGAGCAGCCAGAGUAAUAUUGUUCCUGAAACUGAGGCUAAUUUCGAUGUUGUCAAUCUUGAAUGUAGGGAGAACUCUGAGGAGCAGAAGAUAAGUAGAGUGUCUCUGACAAGUUAUGAGUUCAAGGAGAGAAAGGAGCACAAGUGCCAUAUCUGCUUUAAGGUUUUUGCAUCAGGUCAAGCUUUGGGUGGUCACAAGAGAGCUCAUUUAAUCAAAAAUUCUGAGGUCAUAUCUGAAGAGACCGUAGUAAUAAAGGAAGAGAUUUCUGAUAUCCUUAAUAUAGUUGGUAUCGAUCUCCCAAUUAUUCUUGAGGAAGAUACUAAUGUUGGUGUUGGAUUUAAGUCAUCGUGGGUUGAAAAUGAUCAGAAGCAUGAGCUAAUGGGGGGUCUAAUUCCUAACUGAGAAAAGAUAUUCCCAUCCAUGGCCACCAUUAACUUUCUAGUUAUCGUUGCUGAUUUGGUAUGACCCAUGUAUAGGUGAAGCUUUCCUAUGCUUUGCUGCUUAUAGCUUAGAUUGAAACUUUUUGUACUACCUUUAUAUCUCUUUUUGUUUCUGAUAAAUCUCCAUAGUUGUUCAUUCAUUCUCUUUUGGAACCUUGAUACUCCAUAGAA